GUUCGACUUCCACUCUGCCCAACCACACCACAAUGUCCCGCAGCGGCAGGACCAGCUCGCCGCUCGAGACGCUCAUAUUCUCCGUGCUCCCAGAGCUCGGCAAGCUCCCCGACCGCGCGCGCCAGGAGCGCGUCGACGAGCUCGUCGAGUUCUGCGAGGACAUCCUCGCGAGCCGGCUGCCGUCGUCCGUGCCGUUCGGGUCGGCGACACUGCCUGAUCACGCGCGGCGCGUCCUCCCGUCCCCCGACGACGCGUUGCGGUUUACCUCGCUGUGGACAUCGCUUGAGCGCGGCCGCACACUCUCCGUGCCCCACCGGCACCUCCAGUUCCUCCUCGCCCUCUCCCAACUCAACCCGAAUACCCAGGAGAGCGUGUUCCCACCAGCCAGCGCCAGCUCCAGGCAGAGGCACUCGCGCGCACCCAGCAGCCUGGGCACCCCUCCCCGGCCCGGCGUGUCCCCCGCCGCCGUGCUCGGCGAGAGCAGGACCAUCAACCUCGACUCUGGUCCCCCGAGCCCCGUGUCUGCUGGCCCGUCAACAGCGAGGAGCAAGGCAGCGCUCCUGGCCGAGUGGCGCACAGCGCGCCACCGCCCCCCGUUCCCAGAAGCCCUACUUCUCCGCGACGCCCUCUACCUCCUCCAAGGGAUCAACGGCAGAUAUGUCCGCUUUGCGGUAGCGCCUGCACCCCAGAACAACCCGUACCUCUCGGAAAGGGGACGCGCUGGUGAUGGUACCGGGUUUCCUCUGGGCGCCGAGGGCACGCGCAUGCUCGACGCCAAGGCCGAGGCCGCCCAGGAGGUGGUGGGGAUCGAUAUCGUCGCCGACGAGGCCAAGAGCGGGUACAUCUCCCAGCCCACGCGAAGCAUCAUGGCACAGCUAUCAGAAAUGGGCGUGCUGUAUCGCAAGAUCACGAGAUUUAUCAACCUCCACCAGGCGGCUGGACCGAGCUCCAAGAGCGGAAUGGUCAUCCAGAGCCUUUGUCACUUCUUGCACCACGAGUUGUCAGAGUACCACCGCCUGCUCGCGGUCCUCGAGUCGCAGCUCGCCCUCACUUCCCCAGCGACAGGGUCGGCUGCUGAAGGCUCAGCGUUGACGCUUCUCCGCCUAGGCGUCUGGACCGAGGACAUGAAGCUCAAACUUCAGCUGAUGGAAGCGGUCGUGGAUGACGCAAAUUCGGCACACGGCGGCGCCCUCGUCUCCAAAAUCCACUCACACACAUCCCAUGGCGACCCUCUCACACGCAAGUUUACCGACCAGAUCCUCGAGAAGGUCUCCCAGCCCUUCUUCCUCACUCUCCAGCGCUGGAUGCUCUCAGGCGAGCUGCACGACCCUUUCAACGAGUUCUUCGUCCAGCUCAACCCCGACGUGGGCAAGGGCGACGACCCGCUGUCGUACGGCGACGCAGGCUUCGAGGAGGGACUUGACUCUGCCGGCGGUGUGACUGACUCGCACUACGUGUGGGAGAAGAAAUACGUCUUUGUCAAGGCCAUGGUGCCCGGGUUCAUUAGCGAGGACUUUGCAAAGAAGAUCUUCUCCACGGGCCGCAGUUUGAAUUUCAUCAGAUACAACUGUUACGAUUCGGACUGGAUUGCAGCCCAGGCUAACCAGGCGAGAUCAGGAGAAGCCCUCAAGUACAGCGACCUGCCUGGCUUGGAGCGCUCCAUUGACGACGCCUACUCGUCUGCAAGCCGACAUUUGUUAGAGAUCUUCUUUGACAAGUACAAGCUGCAAGAUCAUCUCCAGGCGCUCAAGGCGUAUUUGAUGCUCGGUGCUGGCGAUUUUGCAGAGUUACUCAUGGAGUCUUUGGCACCACGCCUAUCCAAACCUGCGAUAAGCCUGUACAGGCAUCACUUGACCUCGGACCUCGAGUCGGCCAUCCGGGGAUCAAACGCGCAAUAUGACCCGCCAGAUGUGCUCCGCCGCCUGGACGCUCGCAUCCUCGAGUACUCGCACGGCGAGCUGGGCUGGGACUGCUUUGCCCUCGAGUACAAGGUCGAGGCGCCUUUGAAUGCGGUGCUUGACGAGCGCUCAAUGGUCGGCUACGACCGUCUUUUCCACCACCUCUGGAGAUUGAAACGCGUCGAGACGGCAGUCACACAAGGCUGGAUGCGAGUGACGAGUGCGUCACGGGCGUUUGAGCUUCUUGAAAACCUCGACAACGACUGGCACCACUGUCGCAUCGUACAGGCCGAGAUGGUGCACUUCUUGCGUCAAUUCCAGUCGUUCUGUCAGCUCGAGGUCAUCGAGUGCAGCUGGCAGGUUCUGCAGGAGUUUGUGGCCAAACGCGAGGGCGACCUCGACGCAUUGAUCACGGCUCAUCGCACUUAUCUCGACCGCGUCGUCCAGAAGGUCCUUCUGCUGGGCAACCGCCGCGACCGAACAGACACUACCCUCCUAAACCUCGUGCAAGAGGCAUUAGACAAUAUCCUGCAGUUCCGUGGCGCGACAGACGACCUGUACUCGUGGUCAUUGGGAGAAGCUACACGGGUAGACCGAGAGCGUGAUGGAGAGAGGGGCUUAAGCACCGACGAGGAGGCAGCAGCGGCCGAAAAGGAGGCGUCGCUUCUCCAACUCGAGGGCAUCCGAGACCGUAUUCGGGGCUGCUCGAACCGGUUCCAAGACGCCGUGGUGACCAUCUGCAAGGAGGCAGGCUCCCAUGCCGACCUGGACGUGCGGUUCCUUGCGCUGCGUAUCGCCUUUAACGGGCACUACGCACUGCGGCGAAGCUCAAAGGGCAAGAAGUAGAGUAGCGAGC
Messenger RNA from Vanrija pseudolonga, 2754 nucleotides. It is a transcript of the gene alp6, whose product is annotated as Spindle pole body component alp6. Gene Ontology annotation, biological process: spindle assembly; meiotic cell cycle; mitotic cell cycle. Gene Ontology annotation, molecular function: gamma-tubulin binding; microtubule minus-end binding. The transcript is spliced from 12 exons. Lineage: Eukaryota; Fungi; Basidiomycota; Tremellomycetes; Trichosporonales; Trichosporonaceae. Bases 33 to 2744 code for a protein of 903 amino acids. Gene Ontology annotation, cellular component: gamma-tubulin complex; spindle pole; equatorial microtubule organizing center. The record is from RefSeq and is a predicted model, not a curated record.